AUGGAUCAUGAUGAAGAUGGCUACAUCUACGAUGACCAUCGAGCAGCGUUCAUCUUUGGCCAAGAUGGCGAGACUGACCGGGUCUCACGCCCGGCGAAACGGAGGAGGAUCUCUGGAAAGGCGGUCUCGGUGAAUGCUAAAGAUGGCGUUCGUUCGCAACCCAUUUCGGAAUUUGUGCCACUGCUCCAUGGCGUGGAAGACCCCGAAUUUGUGAGCUUGAGGCAGGCGUUGUAUGCCGAUGCCUGGACUGCCAUCGACGCGAGAAUACAGCAUGUACUUAAGGAGUCAAAUCGAAGCACGUUGGACGCAGUUGCAUCAUUCGUCAGCGAGGCUCCGGGCGAAGAGCAUUCUCAAAUGCCCACGGCGCUCAUCGUCACUGGGCCGAAUAUCUCCUCCCAGGAACUAUUGUUCGAGCAACUGGCUGAGAGCCUGGAGGAUUCGGUCCAGGGCGCGUUUGUCAGGCUCCGAUCGGCAGAAGCCCCCAAUUUGAAGGCGACGCUGAAGAAGAUUAUCCGCGAUGUUACGCGGCGGUCCUCCGAGCAUGAGGGAGAUGAUGCCGAGCUGUCUGUGGGAAGGGAUGGUCGGAAAUACCUUGAUUAUGACCUGGAAUCGCUUCAUGCUCACGUCAAACACCAUGAGGCAAAACAAGUCAUUGUUGCUUUCCAAGAUAGUGAGGGAUUUGAUACGGGACUCUUGUCCGAGUUGAUCACACUUUUCAAGUAUGGCAUUCACUGCUCGACUAUCCAUGAGGACCUGCCACUGACACAUAAUUUCAGCUCAUGGAGCGAUAGGCUCCCAUUUACCUUGCUUUUCGGCAUCGCGACCUCGGUCGAGCUGUUCCAGGCCCGGCUGCCCAAGUCGACCAGCCAACAUCUCUACGGCGCCCAAUUCGACGUCGUGCAAAUGUCUUCGGUCCUCGAGAACAUAUUCAAGGGUGCUGUAGCUCAUGGCGCCAAUCCCUUGAUCAUCGGUCCUGCUCUACUUCGCGACUUGAUCGCGCGGCAGCAGAGCCAAGUUGCCGGGAUACAAGUUUUCAUGAAUUCAUUAAAGUAUGCUUAUAUGUGCCACUUUUACGCCAAUCCUUUAUCGGUCCUGCUUUCGGAGAUCAAGCCACAGCCUGAGCACCUUGAGGCGCUUCGCAAUCUUCCAUCUUUCCGGUCCCAUAUCGAGGACGCUCUUGAAGCCGGAAGACUCAAGCACGUACGACUGAUGCUGGAUGACGAUGCCUAUCUUCUGGCCGAGCAGCAAAGGACAGCCGUUAAAGGUACAGCUAAAUGGGAAACACAGCUUCUGAGGUCGUUGUCACUGCUCGAGGCCAGUGGGCUCCUCCAGGAAAACUUCAUCGCUACGUACACAAACGCUCUUUGUGACGGCAUUAAUCUGCAUUCCGAGGGCUGGAGCGCUCUCGACACGGUCAAGAGGAGGUCCGCUGACGAUAUUUCGGCGCUUUUACAUCGUCUUCUGGACACAGUCCGGAGCGGCAACCGGGAGCUUGGCAUGUCAGGAUGGGCCACCGAAGACAAGAAAGUCGUGCACACUCUUUCCGGCUUGCUAGAGCGUCUCGCUUCUCUGCAAUCCCAAUCGCAGCUGACGGGGAAGCCCUUACGCAGCCAGUACAGUGCCCAAACCAAACUGCUCAGAACCACGGUCGUGGCACAGAAGGUACAGUUGAGCCAGAAAGAGACAAGCUUGUCAAAUGAAGACAAAGCUUUCACAGGAUUAAUUGAUGACCUCGUUGAGUUCCUGGCUGCGGAGACAUUAUGCCAGCCGGCGGAUGCAAUCCUCUUUCACGAAUUAUGGAUGUACGAGUCCACAUCACCUCACAGGAACGUCUUCAUUCCACGGCCAGGGACUAUUUUCGAACGCGCUCUCUCGAGACCGCACGACUACCUGGCCUGCAACUGCUGUAGCGGAACCGAAGAUGGAAACGCCUCGACUCUGCCGGCGACGUCAAUACUGUACCACCUGUACGGAGAGGCGGGAGCGCUGAUUAAUGUAGCUGAUUUGUGGUCCGCCUUCUAUGCGCUCGUUGGCUGCUCUAACGACGAGGAUGGCGACCCGAAAUCAAGACCGAAAUCCAAAUCGGCCGAAUCACGCAACGAAGACGGCCUUGACGAACGCACCGCGUUGGUGCUCUUCUACCAGGGGCUGGCAGAACUGAAGGCCAUGGGUUUUGUCAAGCCGACUAAGAAGAGAGCGGACCACAUUGCUAGACUGAAAUGGCUGUGA
Diaporthe amygdali is the source of this 2229-nucleotide messenger RNA. Its product is annotated as origin recognition complex subunit. Gene Ontology annotation, cellular component: nuclear origin of replication recognition complex; nuclear pre-replicative complex; DNA replication preinitiation complex. Gene Ontology annotation, biological process: DNA replication initiation; DNA replication. Lineage: Eukaryota; Fungi; Ascomycota; Sordariomycetes; Diaporthales; Diaporthaceae. The transcript has 5 exons. The record is from RefSeq and is a predicted model, not a curated record. Gene Ontology annotation, molecular function: DNA replication origin binding. The coding region runs from base 1 to 2229 and encodes 742 amino acids.